ACUAGUGAAUAGGGCCACUGUUAAUUACGUAUCAGCUGCAAAGUGAAUGUAUUUUAAUGCAAGUUCGGGGUGCGGCAACAUUUUAUUUAUAUAUUUAAUCUUACCUCUUAGCAUAAGAGAAAGGGAGUGUUUUAUAAAACGAGAAAUUAAAUUGGAUUGGGUUCGGUGCUUUUUAUUACAAAUAUUAGUCUAUCUAUAAAGUACUGAAGGACAUUUAACGUGCUUACAUUGGUGCCGAAAAUGCACAUCAACUCCAUUUUAUUUUCUGCUGUAAUAAUGGCAGCAGUGUCACUGAUGUUGACCACUGCAGCUGCUGCUGACCCGAGGGAUUUCUGUUUCUGGACUAAAGUCACGUCGAACGGUGAGACCCAUCUCAGCUUUCUCCGACACCACAGCGAAACUCACCACGCCUCCUCCUCAUCCCUCCAUCUCUACCACAGUGUGUGGUCGGUGGGGAAUAGACUGGUCAACUGCGCAGUGAGUGACGACACGGCCGUUACAGACAGCUACAUGUCUGUGUGUCGGGAGAAGAACACCACAGGAGAGUUCUCUGACCGUCCGUGUGAACGUUUUGAUGUCAAUGCGCAGUCUGAACUUGAAAGCCACUGCGCUCCUGUUAGCUCUCCAACCGUUACCCAGCGCGAAGCCGUUGGAGAUGCCUCUGAGGAACACAGAGAGACAAGGCGUAAGAGGCACGCACGGAGCGUUAUUGAUGAUAUAGCGUUCCAGAAUCCUCUUGGAGACGGUGGUGACAGUUCCAGGGAUGAGACGCAAACCCAUCGGCGCGUAAAACGUGGUCUCAUCGUGCCGGGAACGCUUUGGUGCGGCUCAGGGAACAAGGCGGAGACCUAUGACGAUUUAGGUGUGUUUGCAGAGACAGACAGUUGCUGCAGGGAGCAUGACCAAUGUCAGGACACCAUCCUGUCGUUCGAGACCAACUAUGGAGUUUUCAACACAAACAUUUUCACCCUGUCCCACUGCCACUGUGAUAACAGGUUUCACCAGUGUUUGCUGGGGGCGGAGGACAGUAUUUCAGACACAGUGGGAUACGUCUUCUUCAACCUGCUGAAGAUGCACUGCUUUGAGUUCUCCCACAGACUACAGUGCUCUCAGAGGAACUGGUUUGGCAUGUGUCAACAGUAUGAGAUGUCUCUGUAUGCUGUGGUCCAUCCUCCCACCUUCUACAACUCCACCCAGCCAGACCCUGACUUAGAGGAGGAUGACAUGGCUGACAAUACCACCACUACCAUCUUCACCCCCACUUCCACCUCCCCCUCCAACUCUACCACCUCCUCCUCCACAUCUUCCUCCACCAUCUCUACCUCCAUCUCCUCAUCUCCCUCCAUCACUUCAACCUCUCCCACCUUUCCCUACAUUGCCACUUCCACCUCUCCCUCCACCUCUCCCUCCACCUCCACCCUCACCUCUCCCUCCACCCCUCCCUCCACAUCCACCCCCACCACUCCUUCCAGUGCUGCCCCAGCAGACCUCACCCCAGGGGGUCAGAGUGGAACACCAGCCUCUGGCUCACCUGUCAUCCACCCUUACCCUGGAGAGGACAAUGUGGUUGCCAAUACUUCCCCCACCUCCACCACUGGCACUGCUACUGCUAUAGGGACCCAGAGUAGCACCUCGGGACUAGAAACCUCAGCCUCGGGCCCAGCAUUGGCUUUGGCCUCGCCAGCUGAACCCACCCACCAUACUGGCCUGACUCUGCCUAAGUCUAACCAGGACGCAGCAAGCACAGGGAAGCAGCAUGUGUAUGUGUGUGAUGUAUACAGAGACCUGGAUGACUGCAGGUUUAAGAUCCCUGCUCACCAGAAGAGAUACAGCCUCCUCAACCCAGAACCCAGGACCCUCUUCCACUGCAACUGUACCAGCAGACUGUCUGAGGUUCUGGUUCAGCAGAAGGAGAUAUCUGGGGUUCAGACUAUCCUGUUGAAGUACAUCUCUCUGUCCUGCUUCACAUUACAGCCACAGGUCUGCACACAGGGGACAAGCUGCUCGGCUUCUCUGGUCAAACCCUCUCCUGCUCAGCUGGAGCAGCAAAAGAUCAAUGGUGGAGGCAUGGAGGAGUGGCGCCAUCUACAGGCCGUUGGCCACAACGGCAGGAGGCCCAAAUCUAGAUGGGCCAAACGCAGACUACACAAACUCUGCAUCAGGAUGACCAGGAAGCACAGUCAAUGUGCUUUAGUAGAAGAUGCAGUGCCAAUGUGAUGCAAUGUUGCCUGAUCUAUUUAGCCAUCCCAUUUCCUCCCCUAUGGGAUAUAGAUACUAUUUAUUUUUGUAAUUGACAUUUUAGUAAUUGUAAAUCCAGAUGAAUCCAGAGCUGCUUAUAGUUAGUGCAUUCACUUUAAGAUAGCUAGGUGAGACAUCCACACCAGCAAACUCAGUGCAAGUAGGAAAAAAGACAAGUGCACGUUUUUGUUGUUGUUGGAGGGAUAAUCUACUAAUAGCAGUUGUAAAUAGUGAUAUGUGUAUCAGGGCCUUACUGCUGUAAAGGAAAAACUCUGUUUCAAGUCCUGAAUGUAAAUAUCUAAGCUACUGUACUAUAGUGUAAAAUACUUUUUUUUUUAAACUACUGUCUAUGCUCAGCAUUCAUUUAAUACUCUAUCUUACUGCAAAUUGUACAUAUAAGUUACUUGUAUAGAAACACAUAUCAUUAUCAAAGACAGUGUUUGCAUUUAAUGUUUUUAUUCAUUAUUUGUUUACGCUGUAAUAAUCCAGACUGUAUCACAACCUGCCGUGAUUGGGAGUCCCAUAGAGCGGCGCACAAUUGACCCAG
Molecule: messenger RNA, 2785 nt
Organism: Oncorhynchus tshawytscha (Chinook salmon)
Lineage: Eukaryota; Metazoa; Chordata; Actinopteri; Salmoniformes; Salmonidae
Gene: pla2g3
Product: phospholipase A2 group III
Exons: 8
Coding region: 241-2217 (658 amino acids)
Biological process (GO): arachidonate secretion; phospholipid metabolic process
Molecular function (GO): A2-type glycerophospholipase activity
Source: RefSeq, a predicted model, not a curated record